CCGCUAGCUACAAAGAGAGAGAGGGAGACAGAGAGUGUGUCUGCAGCCCAGAGAGCAGGUCCAACUGGGGCGCUAGGUUACAUCUAGGGAGAGCGUUUACCAAAGCUUCCCUAUAGAAUAGCUUUGAAAACACAUCUUGUCCACAUAUUGUGCUCUGUAUAGAAGAAAGCUUUCACUGGACAUGGCAAGCGCUUUAUUUCUGAAGAGCCGACGCAAAAAGAAAGCUCACUUCAGUCCUGAAGAAAGAACGAAGGAAGCACAAACAGUAGCGCUACAAGGACUCCACCCUGGACUACACUACGAGAGGACGAACUCCGUGAAGAUUGUCUCACAAAAUAUCUAAGCUGUGCGAUAAAUAUUUAAGAAAGAUCGGCAUGUCACAUACCGUGAGAUUGAGGCAUUAGUAUGACGUGCAUCUUGGAUCCACAUUGGAUCCCACACAAUUUAAAAAUUGCCCAAGAGGAGGCUCGCUGGAGGUCCACUGGUUUGGUAUGGUUCCAAAUCAUGGAUGUAUGAAUAUGAAAACAGACGGAAAAGGAGGAUAUGGGUGGCCCCACAAGCCUUGUUGCAUGGAGAAUAUUUGCAAAAACAAGGAUAUCAUUUUCAACAACCAAAGUUCUUUAAGAACGGACUUUUCCUGCCCUUGGUAAUUUGAAUGAUACCAGGUCCCUCGAAAGGGGAGCAUCCUUGGGGGAGCAUCUGCAACAUCAACAACAUCAACAACAUCAAGUGCUGGAUAAACUUUUCGCUUUCGCCAGCCAACAACCGAGAACGGAGAACGGAGAACGGAGAACGCCUAGCAGCUGCGUUUUUGUUAGAAUAAAAUGAAGGUUUCUGAUUUCUAUCAAGCACAUUCUGCAAGUCACGUCAGCCCGUGCAAAGGAUGAGGCGUCCAAGAGUACUAUAUAGGGCAUCAUCAUCAGCAUCAAACGCGGCCCAGACCCAGACCCAGUCCCGGACCAGGACCCAGUCGUCGCAUCCCCAUAUUCGUCUCCAGACGACGACGGGCCUAAGUCUCAUCCGGCUGCUCGCCGUUGUCUCGGUAAUUGGAUCGCAGUUUCAUUCUGCUCUGGGCACUGGCACUGGCACAGCGAGCGUCGAGCCGGCGGCCUCCACCACAGCGAGCACACAGAACAGCAGCAGCGUCGGCAGCAGCGGCAGCCGUCGAGCCGAGAAUAAUAAUUUAUUUUUUGAUGACCAUAAUACAACUAAGGCAAUAUCAUCAGCCGCUGUUGGCCCGUCAUCAGCAACCAGCACAACCCUUUACGUACCCCAGCCCCGGCCCCAGUCGCAGUCGCAGUCGCAGGGGCAGGCCCAAAUGCCAUCGAAAACAGCGGACACGCCGCACCCAGCAGCACACUUUGCCGUACCCACAGGACUGAAGCAGGCAGCGUACGCCGUGAAAACACCAGACAGCAGCAAUGAGAUUAGCCAUAGCGCACCAAUCAAAAAUUUAAUUACCAGCCUUGAGCGCCCUGGGACAACAGACGUGCUGCCACCGACAACAGUGGCUGUGGCAGAGGCAGAGGCAACACUGGCAGUAGCAACAACAAAAAGCGCCAGGAGCACCGUUAAGCAACCCAUCGACUCCACACGAUCCCGGAACCAUUGGACAGUGGGAGGCUCCGCUGGCCAUGAGACGGAGAGGCCACGCACCUUUCGCAGCAAGCACCAUCAUGAGCACCACUGGGGGCCCUUUUUCGAGGAACCAAUCAGCUCGGUGGCCGCCGGGGAGAGCCUCGUCUCCGCCGUGCACCUGUUCACCGAGGCGGUGCUCAACUGUCGCGUAGGCAUGCUCAAGGACAAGACGGUUAUGUGGGUCAGACGCACCACCGAAAAGGUGUCGCUGCUAACGGUGGGCAAUGUCACGUACAGCGGAGAUCCGCGGAUUCGCGUCAAGUUCCAGUACCCGAACAACUGGCGAUUGCUGAUAAAUCCCACACAGCGGGAAGAUGCCGGUAUCUACAUGUGUCAGGUAUCCACCCAUCCGCCGCGGGUGUUUACCACCAACCUAACCGUUUUGGAGCCCCCUUUAAGGAUAAUUGAUGAGCAUGAACGGGAUGUGGGCGACCGAUACUACAAGUCGGGGAGUACCGUGGAUCUGCAAUGCCAAAUAUCGCGCAACUUUUUCCAAAAGGAACGAUACAACAUACUCAAGUCGAGCGAUCAUCCAGCCACACCCAAAGUACUCUCGAACGAGACGGCCGAUGAACUAAAUCUGAUCGGUGACACAAACCAAACUCAACUGAAACUAACCAGCCAGGAGCUGGAGAAAUACUUUACAAAGUUUAUUACAUGGGCCAAGGACGAAGAACCACUCCAACCACUGACCAAUAAACGCUCAAGCGUAUCUGAAAAAUGGCUAACUAGUCGCAUCUCCAUUGAAGAUGCAAAGAUCUCUGAUAGUGGAAACUAUUCCUGUUCCCUUGGCAGACUAUUUACUGUAAUUGUCCAGGUACAAGUUCUUACAGGGGAAUUACCCGCUGCUGUCCAACACAACUUGGCGCCCAGAUCCGAAGGCUUUUGGUGUCUCCUUCUAAUGCCAUUUGCUUUCCACUUCGUACUUCGUAGACGACAUCUUGACACUAGUAUGACGAGUGCUUAAGAUAACGAGAAUCAGACAUUGAUUGGAUUUCCACACACCGUUUACCUAGUAAAUAAUGUAUGUAAUACUUUCGGAUAACUUUCGUGUGUGUAAAACAGUAACAGUAACUGGCUACUUGUCCAAACCCAUAUUCAUAUAAACAAUAGGAUUUUAUAUAUCAAUUUACAUGGCAUUACACUUAUGUCAGGAUCUCUCUUUCGGCCUUCGCGUUCUUCUCCUUUACAAAACAAGAUUAGGAAGAACUUGAUGUGAAGUCUGUAUAUCAGUUUCCCCUCCCAACACCCAACACCCCUUGCCACACCUUAUCAUAUAUUGUACUUCGAAUGUGUUAGCUUUAUUUAAAGUAAAACCAAAAAAUGAAGAAAGUACAGCCUUUAGGUAUGCAAUUUUGUACAAAUUCAGUGAGCUUAAGAAGGAUUUAUUUUGUUUUGUUCUUGUGAUGUUUUCUCUUAGUUAUGAAUCAUACAACAAAUUUAACGAUGUGAUUUCG
Messenger RNA from Drosophila persimilis, 3095 nucleotides. RefSeq lists its product as uncharacterized. Lineage: Eukaryota; Metazoa; Arthropoda; Insecta; Diptera; Drosophilidae. The transcript is spliced from 10 exons. Gene Ontology annotation, cellular component: neuron projection membrane. The record is from RefSeq and is a predicted model, not a curated record. Gene Ontology annotation, biological process: synapse organization. The coding region runs from base 884 to 2605 and encodes 573 amino acids.